CAGCUCCGUUAGCAAAAAGUGCCAGAAAGGAAAAAGAAAACCGAGCGGAUCUAGGGAACCAGUGGUGCCUGCCACCACCUAGUCCCCGCAGCUCCCUACACUGUCGGAGAGGUCCUGCUUUUCAACCCCCAACGUCAGUGUCAGGGUCUUCUGCUCUUCCUCUGCAGGCGGUCUGGCCCCGGGGGGGCUCACCACUCAUCUCACCUCUCCCUGUGACCUCAACAGCACUGCUACUUUGUCCUUUCAUCUUGGGAAGAGAGAACAAAGCAGAUGCAUCGCACACAGACACCAUGGAGGUGGUGCUGAUCUUUCUCUGCAGCCUGCUGGCUCCCACCGCCCUGGCCAGUGCAGCUGAGCAGGAGAAAGAAAAGGACCCUUUUCAUUAUGACUACCAGACGCUGAGGAUUGGGGGACUGGUGUUUGCCGUGGUGCUCUUCUCGGUGGGGAUUGUCCUGAUCCUGAGUCGCAGGUGCAAGUGCAGCUUCAAUCAGAAGCCCCGGGCUCCGGGGGAUGAGGAGGCCCAGGUGGAGAACCUCAUCACUGCAAAUGCAACGGAGCCCCAGAAAGCAGAGAACUGAAGUGUAGCCCUCAGGUGGGAGCCUCCAGAACCUGAAGGGAGCUGCUCAAACCUUUAGAUGGAAAUGUUGAUGCUUAAGAACGCGGGCCACUUCGGCAGCACAUCUUUCCCCAGGAGAAGCCAAGAACAUGUGUGUCCCCUGCUCCCUCCCUGUCCCCGGAACACGGUCCACAACUUACUGAUGCAACUAACACCUGCCUCCCUGCCCCCAGCCUGCGGUCUCGUUCACCUCCUGUGCCGUGUCUGUGUGUGUUUGACGACUGUGGUCUCUGUGGCUGCUUGUUUGUGGGUGAUGUUGUACUUUAGUGACCCCGGACUCACUUUCCCCGGCAGGGGCUGAGUCAUGGCAUCAUUGGCCCCUCCUUGCUCCCCUGUGGCCCCCCCAUCAUCUCCCACUCCCGGGAGUCUGCUUUUUCCCUUGAGAGACCAGUCCCUUCUCUUGAUUGAGGGGUGGGUGUAGGUGGGGGUGGGGGCACGGGUGGGGGUCUCCCGUUGUCUCGGGACUUGGGAAGGUUUACAUCACCUUUGUGCUCAUUCAUGGCCUCUCUUCACUUCCUUCACAAGAGCCUGGCUUCUGUAUUCUAGCCCUGACCCAGGUCUGAUCUGGGGUCUCUUGGCAAUGGGAGGUUCACAGCAAGCAGCUGGUGAGCCCAGCUUUGCCUCCAGGCAGGCUCUGUCCCGUCCAUGGCCGUUUCCUCUUGGGGCUUCCAGCACGGAGUCCUCAUCUGCCCCGCACCAUGGCAGAGCAGCCCGGGAUUCCGGGCCCGGGGCUUCUACUCUGCCCCUUGGGGAAUGUGCCCCUUGCAUAUCUUCUCAGCAAUAACCCCAUGGGCUCUGGAACCCUGCUCCUCUGCCCCUUCUUCCCUGCUUCUGAAACUCCCAGCUACAGCCCAGCUCAUCUGGACUCAGACUCCUGUCCCUGAAUGAGGUCUCUGGGAGGCGAGGGCUGAGGGGACCCAUUCGGUUGGGGCCAGCACUGUGGGGAGGGGCAGCCGGGGGCACAGGGCUCCUUUGCUUCUCUGCCCCCGUGCCCUUGGUCAGGCAGCAGUGAUGGCUCCCACACCCUUCGCUCUGCCUGUCGCUGGUUAGACGGCAGGUGCAGCAGCUGGCUGUGGGUUAGAGACCGGGCAGGUGCACACAGCCCUUUGCGGAGGGAACAGCAAGAGGUCAAAGGUCAUAAAGAAUGGAGAGUCCAGCCAGACCCCACCUGUCCCAUCCAUCGUGUUCUUGUGGAAACUACAAACCGCGCCGCUGUGACUGGGACUGCUGUUCUCCGUGUUGUGAUCUAUCCUCUAACAGCAAAAGGAAUAAAACACCAUUUGUUUCCUA
Molecule: messenger RNA, 1906 nt
Organism: Ailuropoda melanoleuca (giant panda)
Lineage: Eukaryota; Metazoa; Chordata; Mammalia; Carnivora; Ursidae
Gene: FXYD6
Product: FXYD domain containing ion transport regulator 6
Exons: 8
Coding region: 291-578 (95 amino acids)
Biological process (GO): regulation of sodium ion transmembrane transporter activity
Cellular component (GO): membrane
Molecular function (GO): sodium channel regulator activity
Source: RefSeq, a predicted model, not a curated record